AUGUCCUCACGCCGAGCCGGCCCACCCGCUCCCCCAUCGUCGUCCGCCUCGGCACCACCUCCUCCUCCUCCUCCUCUCCCCGACCCGACUCGCCAACCGCUCCCUACCGAGAUCCUCCUGCUCGUCGUCGACUGGUGCGCCGAGCUCGACGAUGACCGCGACCGCGUCAUCUUCGGCAACUUGAACCACCGGCUGCGCAACAGCACCCUCGCCGCCCUCGCGCGCACGCACAAGUCGCUCCAGCAUGCCGCCGAGCGCGCCCUGUACUCGACCGCCGUCGUCUCGCCCGACUGGGGCCGCGCCGAGCAUGUGCCGCCACGCAGCCAGCUGUACUCGCUCGUGCACUGCCCGAGGCUGCGGCCCCUCGUGCGCGAGGUCGUCGUCAAGUUGCAGUCCCGUGCGACCACGACCGAGGCGGCCCAGCUCCUCGCCGUCCUGCCCAACGUCGAGGCCAUCUUCUUGUCGACGUCGGCCGCCCUGUACGUCGAGCCGCUUGAGCUCCUCCUGUCGCAACCCUCGGUCCGCAUCCGGCGGUGGUCGGUCCAGUCGUGGCGCACCGUCAUGGCCUGUACCGCGCGGUACCCGGACGCCCUGUCGGCGCUCAAGCGGCUCGACGUCAGGGAACUGUCGACGGAUGACGUCGUGGACCCGGGAGUCUGCGCGAGGCUCGAGACGCUGACCGUCUCGGCGAGGGCGAGUCCCGAGGCGGUCGCAGCGUUCACAGCCCCGUUUCGCGACACGCUUCGUCGCCUCGACCUGCCCAUGUGGAGGGAGAUCGAGCCGUACGACCUGUCGCCGCUCGUCAAGCUCGAGUACCUGAGCCUCAACCCGGCGCCCUACCUCGAGACGGCCGACCUCGAGACGUCGACGGCCGCAAUCGUCGCAACGCUGCGGUCGGCCGCCUCGCUCCCGUCGCUGUCGACGUUCGAGAUCAUCGGCACCCUCCUGUGGAAGCACCCCCGCGACCCGUCGUGGUCCUCGGCGCGCCCCGCCAAGCCGUACCAGGUCCCGCACUGCGCCAACCUCAUCGUCGACGCCAUCCCGCCUCAGAUCGUCCACCUCACGCUCGACACGUCGGCCCUGUACCCCGAGCACGUCGCCGCGUUCUUCGUCGGCCCGCGCCGUCCGCCGGUGCUGCGCUCGCUCCGCAUCGGCCACAACGUCGGGCGCGGCCUGAGCGCCAUCCUGCGCAACCGCGAGGGCUGGUACGGCGCGCUUGCCGAGACGCUCGACAAGGCGGGCGUCGACGUGACGACGGUCAACAUCGCGCCCGUCGACGACGAGGACGACGAGGACGAGGACGACGACGACGACGUCGAGUGA
Molecule: messenger RNA, 1323 nt
Organism: Rhodotorula graminis WP1
Lineage: Eukaryota; Fungi; Basidiomycota; Microbotryomycetes; Sporidiobolales; Sporidiobolaceae
Exons: 1
Coding region: 1-1323 (440 amino acids)
Source: RefSeq, a predicted model, not a curated record